Dendrobium catenatum is the source of this 2112-nucleotide messenger RNA. RefSeq lists its product as uncharacterized. The transcript is spliced from 5 exons. The record is from RefSeq and is a predicted model, not a curated record. Lineage: Eukaryota; Viridiplantae; Streptophyta; Magnoliopsida; Asparagales; Orchidaceae. The coding region runs from base 88 to 1896 and encodes 602 amino acids.
UUCAGUUUAUCAAUUUCUUGAAAUGAUUUUAAAUGUGUUUGUCAGGUAGUUGAUUUCUGUUGUGGUGCAAAUGAAUUCAGUAUUCUGAUGAAAGAAAAGCUUGAUUCUACUGGAAAGAAAUGCUUAUUUAAGAACUAUGACAUUCUUCAGGCAAAGAAUGAUUUCAAUUUUGAGAUGAGAGAUUGGAUGACAGUCCGGCCUAAUGAAUUACCAACAGGGUCAAAAUUGAUUAUGGGCCUUAAUCCUCCAUUUGGAUUAAAUGCUCGUCUAGCCAAUCAAUUCAUAGACAAAGCUCUUACUUUCAAGCCAAAGCUUCUUAUUCUUAUUGUUCCAGAGGAAACUCGGAGGUUAGAUACGAAGAGUCCACAAUAUGACUUGAUCUGGGAGGAUCGUGUGACCCUCUCAGGGAAGUCAUUUUAUUUGCCUGGUUCUAUCGAUGUGAAUGACAAGCAAAUUGAGCAGUGGAAUAACAAACCUCCAGUUCUCUACUUAUGGAGUCGCCCUGAUUGGACAUCAAAGCACGAGGGCAUUGCUUCAAGUCAAGGUCACACGUCUAAGAUGCUACCUUCUUUCCUUGUUCACAAAGACUCUCUACCAAAUAGUGGAGAAGAAGCUCCUACAGCUAAUAAGAAUACUGAAGAAAAGCACAUAGAGAAAGAUGCUAAUCAAGUGGAUAGAGAAAGCACGUCACUAAAGCAGAAGGGCAUAGCCAUGCACCAUGAUCCUGCAUCAUCCGAACCAGUGGUUGAGGCACAAAUUCAAGUUGACAGGAAAGAAGUUCCAAAACGGCAAGAAACAAGUAGAGAAGUUGACAACAAAAAGAAACACAUCCCAGAAAGAUCUGAAAAGAAGGAAACUGCUUCAGUUCAGAAAGAAUCAGGGAGAGAUGUUCCAAAUAAGCCGCAGCGUGUAGAAGAAAAGUCUGAGAAGAAGAUUGCUGUUUCAGGGGAAAAAGCAGGCAGGCCAGAUACAAGCAAAAAGGUUUCUGAGCAAAGCAAGAAGCGGAAAUCUUCAGAAUUGCGUAAGGAUGAUACUUCUAAGAUGAAAAAGUUGAAGGAGCAACAGCAUCCGCAGCAAGUGGAAGGAGAAAAACUGUCGGAAGAACUUUCUAUGAGCAUUUCCCCAGCAGACAGAAGAGAUCCUGCAGACAUUUCUACGCUGAAGUUAGGAGCUUUCGAUGUGCCUUUUGACAGGGAAAAUAGUCAUGGUGGAUAUACUGGCUCAGGUAUUGAGAUGAAAACUUUUUCAAGGCCAUCUGGUAUACUAAAUGAGGAUCCAGAUAUCAUUCCUAGGAGGUAUAAUUCUGUAGAAAGGGAUAGCUUCUACACUAAGAACCCCCAUGCUCGAUCUGCAACUGAGGUUUACUCGAUUCCAAAUCCAGAUGAAAGAUUUAGAAGUUAUAACAGUAUAGACACUUUCAGCUCGAGUCCUUUUGUCAGAAAUGGAUAUGGAAGACCUUCUUAUGGUUUGCCAGGUGAUGAAGUUGGGCCCCAGUUUAGAAAUUAUAGUAAGCAUAGUGAAGAAGUCACAAAUGGUUUUGGAAGGCCUGUUGAAUCAGAUACAAGGACACAGAUUAGAUCCUAUGGUAUUCCUGAUGAGGAAGAUCUUCUAACAGGGAACAGGUUCGCCUUGGGAGGUUCAGGAUCUUCAUCAUUAGGGCAGCCUGGUUUGUACCCUUCGUCUUCUUACAGGUUCUCGAGUCCUGUUCCAGAGGCAUCAUCCACAAUCCAGCGAUAUGCGCCUCGGCUUGAUGAGAUGAACCAUUUGAGGGCUCAACCUAUGAGCCCUGGCAUUCCAUUCUCUUCAAGGCUUAACAUUCCACCUGAUUCUUUUGGUUACACGCCAGGAGCUUCAUAUUCAAAUCAUGGCUCCUUUGGUGGCUGGAUUGAUGAUUAGUCUAUGGCGGUAUUUUGAUCCAAAGAGGUUAGUUUUUGUGUUACCCAGCUUGAUGAACUUGCAUCAGGUGUUUGGGUUUUGCAAAUGGAGGAGAUGACUUUUUUUUUUUUUGAAUAGUUGGAUUUACAUUACUAAUAUUUCUCAAGAAAAAACUAUUGUAUAGUAAAUGUUCAUGAAUAUUUCCUAAUUCCUAUUGUAUUUUUUGAAGAAAAAUUA